CCAACUCACGCGCAUCUUGAUCUCUUUACUCGGUUCCUACUGUCAUCCACUUCAACUUUAUCAUUCAGCUUGAUGAUAUCCCUCCUGAGCACUCUGAUUCAGUCCCCCAAUAGCAGAGGCUGAAAGUACUAAGCCGGUAAUAAUGGCUGAAAUCAUCAACCAACGAGCGGAAGCAGUCCGCGUAAAGAAUGUUAGGGAUUUGUUUACGUCCUUAAUCUUAGAAUACUAAUAAAAGCAACUAGUCGACGCACCUAUACCAAGCGCCGGGGUUGACCCAGAUGAGCCGCGACAGGGUACGGGGAUGUUAGUUAAGAUGACGCUGACUAUAACGACGACGCCGACUACAACGACGACAACGACGAUAACGACGAUAACGACAAUGACGCGGACUACGACCAAGACUAGUAGGGUGACAUUCUGGUCCCUACCUCGCGAAAUUCGCGAUAUGAUAUGGAACGAGCUCAUCGCAGAAGACGACAUCUUUGUAGCCAAUAUAUCCUGUAAAUGCCGAUGCGACAUUCCAGGCAUCCAGGAGCAUGUCCGUAAGAGAGACGACUUGGUAUCUAAGUACCCAUUUGGACAACCCAGAAGGGGGAUCGUUUAUAAUACUAUGCUCUUCAGCUGCCAACCGCCGCUCUUGGCCCAUAUCUGUUACGAAUCCCGCGAGUAUGCGCGGAGACGGUACGAGUCGGCGUAUGGAAAGGUGCAUGCAAGGUUCCAUUUUUGUCCGGAGGGUGCUGAACUGUUCGCGAAGAUGGAAGGGAGGCUGCAGUGGCUUUCUAGGAAGGUUGUACGGUAUAUGUGCUUUGACCCCCCGGAAGACGACACCGACGACGACGAGGAGGGAGAGGACGACGACAACAACAUCUCACACGCGCCAUCUGAAGAGAGCAGCAAUCUAGAGGCACCACUGGGGCAGGAUAACGGCCAAGAGUUGCCUCUUCUGAAUAACGUCAAUUCAGAGAUGGACUUUGGAGAGGAUAAUCGCCUGGCCGCUAUCCUGCGAAAAAAUCUCCGUAUCCUCAAGAAAACUCCUCUUGGAGAGGAUGAUGUUCUGCUUCUUUGCUGUUACCAAGCGAUGAGCGCCUCAGUCACCUUGACCUACAAGCUUCCUACCUCUAGCUAGGUCAUACCAACUUGAUCAAAUGGCGCCAAAGUGGUUGCAUAGCUCUCCCCAACCUAGGUACCUGAAGGCUUUAACAAGAUUCAAAGCUAAAUGUGCUGAAAAAACGGUCAUCCGCCAGGGUUGGACAAGUCAGAUGAGGGAUUUUUCAUGGUAAAAUUAUAUGACCCGGAUCAUUAAAGUCUUAUUCGUACUAUCUAGCGUCACUUACAAUAACAGCAACUGAGGUUGUGC
This is a messenger RNA of Neurospora hispaniola, 1357 nucleotides long. RefSeq lists its product as uncharacterized. Lineage: Eukaryota; Fungi; Ascomycota; Sordariomycetes; Sordariales; Sordariaceae. The transcript has a single exon. The record is from RefSeq and is a predicted model, not a curated record. The annotation marks the transcript as partial.